CAAAUAAAAAAGACAUUGUAUUAAUAAAUAAAAAAUUUAAAUUACUAAAAAUUAAAAAUGAUUUUCAAUGCUAUUACUAAACUCGGUUCAUUCAGCAAUGAUGCUAAAAACAACAACAAAAUAAACAAUUCUGACUCAUCUUCAUCAUCAUCAUCAUUUGGCAAUAAUGAAAACAGCAAAUUUGUAUGGAAAACAAGAUGGACUACAUAUAAAAGCUAUACUUUAUAUACCGGUCGUCAUGGCUACUGGAACUCUUAUUAAAUUUAAAAACUCUUUUGUAUUAUCAAUUAAAUUUUAAAACAAAUAAAAUAUGACUUUUUUGUUUUAUAUUUUUAU
Messenger RNA from Dictyostelium purpureum, 336 nucleotides. RefSeq lists its product as uncharacterized. Bases 58 to 261 code for a protein of 67 amino acids. NCBI's taxonomy places the organism in Eukaryota, Evosea, Eumycetozoa, Dictyosteliales, Dictyosteliaceae. The record is from RefSeq and is a predicted model, not a curated record. The transcript has 2 exons.